This is a messenger RNA of Moneuplotes crassus, 1095 nucleotides long. NCBI's taxonomy places the organism in Eukaryota, Ciliophora, Spirotrichea, Euplotida, Euplotidae. The record is from the annotation of a GenBank genome assembly.
UCCUUUGAAUUAACAUGGACGAAGAGUUAAUGUACACCCCUAUCAAGCAAGAAAGUGUGUUAUCUUUCUAUUUGUCAGGUGCAGUUGCAGGAUUUAUCUCAAUCCUAGUUUCUCACCCUGCCGAUACAGUAAAGGUGAGACUGCAGUGAGCAGAAGCGAGCGUCAGAGCUUCAACUGUAUGAAAGUCUAUCUACCAGAAGAGCGGAUUCCGGGGCUUCUUCAGCGGAGUGAGCGCUCCACUGUUCUUCAGGUCUCCGAUUACUGCCUGGUUCUUUACUUCUCAUGAGUUAAUCAAGCCAAGACUGGAAAUCUUUGGAUGGCAAAGGGAUAUCACCAACUUUCUCUGUGGCGCCUGGGCUGGAUGCACUUUGCUGCCCAUUCUGGUUCCGAUUGAACUUUUCAAGUGAAAAUCUCAGAGCGACAAGACCGGGAGAUACAACAUGGCCAAAGACUUCAAACACAUUAUGAGGACUGAAGGCCCAAAAGGACUUUACAAGGGUACCGCUAGUACCUUCUUGAGAGAAUCCCCUGGAUCUGGGCUGCUAUUCAUGUUCAAGGAUAAAUUCGACAGAGUCUUUAAAGUCGACCAGGAACAGAAUCACUCGAAGCUGAUUGCCAAGAAGAUCAUGACAGGCGGAAUGGCAGGCAUACUUGCCUGGUGAGGGUCUAUCCCUCUAGACACUAUCAAGAGUAUAAUCCAAACUUCUCCUGAGAAAAGGAGAAUUCCAGAAGUUACGAUGGAACUCUACAGGGCGGGUGGACUCUCUAGUAUGUAUAGAGGUCUGAUCCCCCAAUGUUUCAGGAUUUUUCCUGGAAUGUCGAGCCUUUUACUUACGUAUGAAGUCUUUAAGAACUUCAUGAACUAAGAAGGACUAAGAAGCUAGAUAUGACCUCUAAAUUGAUUUCAGGCCCACAGCGAGGUCGUCGUUUGAAUACAGAAGGACACUUAAAUAUUUCUUUCCGAACAGAUUGAACAACCACAAUGACAAAAGAAUGGAAGGAUAAUAUAUUUCCUUCAUUAUAUUUUUGUUGCCUUUUGUAAAGAACGAUUCGGGCAUAAAACUAUGUUUUCAUAACAUUUCGACUAAAUUGACU